Salvia miltiorrhiza (redroot sage) is the source of this 2980-nucleotide messenger RNA. RefSeq names its product receptor-like protein 52. Gene Ontology annotation, molecular function: protein binding. The transcript has 7 exons. NCBI's taxonomy places the organism in Eukaryota, Viridiplantae, Streptophyta, Magnoliopsida, Lamiales, Lamiaceae. Bases 131 to 2764 code for a protein of 877 amino acids. The record is from RefSeq and is a predicted model, not a curated record.
CAAUAGACUUUCCCCACAACCUCCCAACCCCCAACCGACACACAUGCAGACAUAAAAAUAUAUAGCUAUAUAGUGGUAGCUCAAAUCUUGAAUUGCUCAUCACACAUUACUAUUUUUGAAAUCAAACCUAAUGGAUAGAUCUUCCCACUUCUACCUCCUUAUAACAUCACUCUUACUACUUCAUUGUUUUAUAGAUUAUAGCUCAGCCAUCUCAGAUAUCAACACCGAUCGUUCCUCACUUCUCGCCUUAAAAUCCCAAAUCACAUUAGAUCCUCAAAAUAUAUUGACCCAAAAUUGGAGCACUGAAGCCAGUGUUUGCAGUUGGAUCGGAGUUACUUGUGAUUCACGUUACAAUAGGGUUACGCAGUUGAAUAUAUCGUACAUGGGUCUUGUCGGAACCCUCCCGCCAGAAAUCGGGAAUCUUUCUUCUCUGGUUUCUUUAGAUGUGAACUACAACUCUUUUCAUGGCCCAAUUCCCCCAUCUCUCUUCAACUUGUCAUCCAUAGAAAUCUUGAAUUUGAGGAACAAUAGUUUGUCUGGUAGGCUACCUGAUCUUGAUAUGUGCAAACACAAUAAUCUUGGUAGACUCAAGAUUCUUCGAUUCUCUUACAACGAGUUGUAUGGGGAAAUACCAUCGAGUUUGGGGCAGUGUUCACAGCUUGAGUUUCUAUCUUUGUUCAACAACAAUUUCACUGGAUUUGUGCCGAAAGAAAUUGGGAACUUGACGAACCUUCAAGUGUUGAACCUUGGUGCCAACAAUUUAAGUGGUAAUAUUCCAAAAGAGAUCGGCCGCCUUCCUAAUUUACAAGUUUUGGACAUGAGUUUCAACAGCUUCAAUGGACACCUGCCGAGAGAAAUUGGAAACUUGACAAUGCUUCAAUUGUUGGACCUUGGUAACAACAAGUUAGGUGGUAAUAUUCCAAAAGAGAUCGGUUCUCUUUCUAAUUUACUAGGGUUGGGCAUGAGGUUCAACGAGUUCUCAGGCCCUAUACCGGCAACCAUUUACGGCUUGACUUCUUUGGAAUAUUUUGACUUUGCGUCAAAUAAAUUGAAUGGAUCACUGUCGAAAGAUAUUGGAAACAUGACAGCCCUUCGAAGAAUAGGCCUUGAAAGCAAUAAUCUAAUUGGUGAAAUUCCAAAAGAGAUUGGUGAUCUUACAAAUUUCGAGCGAUUGAGCAUGUGUUGCAAUAGAAUUAGUGGUUCAGUGCCAAGAGAAAUUGGGAACUUGACAAACACAUUUGGUAUUUUCCUUUACAACAAUACUUUAAGUGGUCCUAUUCCAGAAGAGAUGGGUCGUCUUGUUAAUUUAGUGGAGCUGCAGUUGGAAUACAACUAUCUAAUCAAUGGAUCAUUGCCAAAAGAAUUUGGAAAUUUGACAUCUCUUACCUACUUACUGCUUAAUGAUAAUAAAUUAAGUGGUGAAAUUCCGAAAGAAAUUUUUCUUCUGAAAAACUUAUUGCAACUGAAUAUCGGAAGCAACCGACUUCGUGGAUCGUUGCCUAGAGAAAUUGGUAACACAACCAUUCAUGAUCUGUGGCUUCACUUCAAUAAUUUGAGCGGUCCAAUACCAUCCACCUUUACGAGCCAAUCAGGGCUAGUUAACAUAGCACUGCGUUCCAACAACUUAAGUGGAGUGCUUCCUUCAUCCAUUUGCAACUUGAGAUCCCUCCAAGUUCUCUAUUUAUCAUACAACAAUUUGGAAGGAUCUCUUCCAGAUUGUCUUAGAAACUUGAGCUCAUCUCUGUUAAUCUUUCAUUUGAAUGCAAAUAACCUCAGUGGCCUCAUUCCAUCAACAUUUACAAAAGGGUGCAGUCUUCAAUCAAUCAAUCUGAAUGGCAACAAAUUGGAAGGCACACUGCCUCAAACCCUAGUCAACUGCCAGGGUUUGCAAGGGAUCGACAUUGGUGAUAAUGAAAUACGAGGCGCGUUUCCCCUUUGGAUGGAAAUGCUCCCUCAACUCCGUAUGCUCGUCUUGAGGUCUAACAAGUUUGAUGGUAAUAUGUCGGUGGCUUCAACGACGAAGCAGCCGUUUCCCAAGCUGCAAGUCUUGGAUGUAUCAGGGAAUGCGUUUGUUGGCUCGUUGCCUGAUAGAUAUUUCAAGAAUUUUCGAGGUAUGAUCGAUGCCAAGGAAAAUCAGACCGAUGAUGGAGCAAAUUUGUUUCUAAGGUUUAUAGAGUUGUCACUCACUUUGAAAGGUUUGGAUCAGUUAUUGCAGCGGCUGCUGACGACCUUUACAACUGUUGACUUAUCCUCGAAUAGAUUCUCUGGGAAGAUUCCGGCUUUGGUGGGGAAUCUUAACUCUCUUAGAUUCUUGAAUCUUUCUCAUAAUGCCCUCAUGGGGCAUAUACCUUCAUCUCUUGGGGGGAUGAGUUUGCUCGAGUCGUUGGACUUGUCAUCGAACAAAUUGGAUGGAGAAAUUCCGAGUGAGCUCACCAGGUUGACAUUUCUCGCGAAAUUGAACCUUUCGAUGAAUAAUCUUGAGGGGCAAAUUCCACGAUCUGCUCAGUUUUUCACGUUCGAGAAUGAGUCGUACGUGGGGAAUGUAGGAUUGUGUGGGCCUCCAUUGACGAAGAAAUGUGAAGGGAGUGAUGCGAAGCCAUUGUUGCCCCAAGAAGAAGAAGAUGAUGAUGGUUUUGUGAAUGGAUUUGGGUGGCAAGCAGUUGUGUUGGGGUAUGGAUGUGGAUUCAUAAUUGGAGUGUUUAUGGGGUGUCAAAUUAUUCGAUAUGAAAGGCCAAGAUGGUUGGUGGAAUUCUUUUUUGAUUGAAGCAAUAGAGAGAGUGUAGUGCUAUAAUUAAGAGUUUGGAAUUAUGUCUAGUUUUGUUUGUAUAUGUGUGAGUCAUAUAUAUAUCUACAUACUAUUUUGUACAUGUAUAAUAGAAUUCCUACUAUUCUGUUGUACUGUAUUUGCAAUUGCAGUCAAAAGAUGACUGGUUUGUACAUUAUGAACAUAUUAUUGUUGAAAUUAUUUGAAUUACAACGU